Scatophagus argus is the source of this 3243-nucleotide messenger RNA. RefSeq names its product FYN proto-oncogene, Src family tyrosine kinase a (gene fyna). Gene Ontology annotation, molecular function: ATP binding; signaling receptor binding; non-membrane spanning protein tyrosine kinase activity. Gene Ontology annotation, cellular component: extrinsic component of cytoplasmic side of plasma membrane. The record is from RefSeq and is a predicted model, not a curated record. NCBI's taxonomy places the organism in Eukaryota, Metazoa, Chordata, Actinopteri, Scatophagidae. Bases 204 to 1817 code for a protein of 537 amino acids. Gene Ontology annotation, biological process: cell differentiation; protein phosphorylation; T cell receptor signaling pathway. The transcript has 12 exons.
UGGCCUCCGUCGUCAUCAUCUGUACGCACGGCGGCGACAGGAGCUUCUGAAUCGGCACGGACGGGUUUCCCAGCGCUGUUCUCUCUCCAUUCUGAGAAAAAUAAACAGCAACUGAGAGCAGAAAACACCGGCGACUUCCUUCAGACGAAAGUCCUCCUGGAAACUCCGAUGGAUUAAUCUUGAUUUUUCUGCGAAAGUAGAGGAUGGGCUGCGUCCAAUGUAAGGAUAAAGAAGCAGCAAAACUCACUGAUGACCGGGAGACCAGCCUCUCACACAACUCGGGGUACCGCUAUGGGUCCGACCCCACGCCGCAGCACUACCCCAGCUUCGGGGUCACCGCCAUCCCCAACUACAACAACUUCCACAGCGGCGCCACGCAGGGGGUGACCGUGUUCGGGGGGGUCCACACGUCCUCGCAGUCUGGGACGCUUCGGUCUCGGGGCGGAACAGGAGUGACUCUGUUUGUGGCUCUUUAUGACUACGAAGCCAGGACCGAGGAUGACCUCAGCUUCCGGAAGGGGGAGAGGUUCCAGAUCCUCAACAGCACCGAGGGAGACUGGUGGGAGGCUCGUUCUCUCACUACCGGUGGGUCUGGUUACAUUCCCAGCAAUUAUGUUGCUCCAGUGGACUCGAUCCAAGCUGAGGACUGGUACUUUGGUAAAUUAGGCCGAAAGGACGCAGAGAGGCAACUGCUCUCCAAUGGCAACGCCAGAGGCACUUUCCUCAUCCGUGAGAGUGAAACAACCAAAGGGGCCUACUCCCUCUCCAUCCAGGACUGGGAUGACAUCAAGGGAGACCAUGUCAAACACUACAAGAUUCGCAAGCUGGACAAUGGAGGCUACUACAUCACCACCAGGGCCCAGUUUGAGACACUCCAGCAGCUAGUACAGCACUACUCUGCCAGGGCUGCGGGGCUGUGCUGCCGACUGAUCGUGCCGUGCCACAAAGGCAUGCCUCGUCUGACUGACCUGUCCGUCAAAACCAAAGACGUGUGGGAGAUCCCGCGGGAGUCGCUGCAGCUCAUCAAACGUCUCGGCAACGGCCAGUUUGGAGAAGUCUGGAUGGGCACGUGGAACGGCACCACCAAGGUGGCGGUCAAGACUCUGAAGCCUGGCACCAUGUCACCAGAGUCCUUCCUGGAGGAGGCUCAAAUUAUGAAGAAGCUCCGACAUGACAAGCUGGUGCAGCUCUAUGCCGUGGUGUCCGAAGAACCCAUUUAUAUCGUCACUGAGUACAUGAGCAAAGGGAGUUUGCUUGACUUCCUUAAAGACGGAGAAGGACGAGGCCUCAAACUGCCAAAUCUAGUGGACAUGGCAGCUCAGGUGGCAGCAGGCAUGGCAUAUAUUGAGAGGAUGAACUACAUCCACAGAGACCUGCGCUCUGCCAACAUCCUAGUCGGAGAUAGUCUGGUGUGUAAGAUUGCCGACUUUGGUCUGGCAAGGCUCAUCGAGGACAACGAAUACACAGCAAGACAAGGUGCAAAAUUUCCUAUAAAGUGGACGGCUCCUGAGGCUGCUCUCUACGGGAAAUUCACCAUUAAGUCAGACGUGUGGUCGUUUGGCAUCCUGCUGACGGAGCUGGUGACCAAGGGCAGAGUGCCCUACCCGGGCAUGAACAACCGCGAGGUGCUGGAGCAGGUGGAGCGAGGCUACCGGAUGCCGUGUCCGCAGGACUGCCCCACAUCCCUGCACGAGCUGAUGGUGCAGUGCUGGAAGAAAGACCCAGAGGAGAGGCCCACCUUCGAGUACCUGCAGGCCUUUUUGGAGGACUACUUCACUGCCACUGAGCCUCAGUACCAGCCGGGAGAUAAUCUCUGAGCACCGCUGCCUUCAUCUCAUGUCAUUUUGCUGGCUUUCCACCAGAGGGAGCCAGACUUCACCUAUUCUCUCUCAUCUUGUGGCGAUCUUAAAAAGCUCAUCGACUUACUUCUUGACUUCCAAGCUUCAUAUAAACAGGGACGGUGCAGCUGCGACUGCAAACUGACUAUCAAAUCAGCAGAGGGAGGGAGGAGACGCUGAGGUGACUGAAGAGUUAAAAAUGACUGCCAUGAAUAAAUAAGAGGAGUUGUGUCGUGUAACUUGUAUGUAGUGUAAAUAUAAAUUGCUUGUUUACUUAUCUCUUUUUUGUUUCAUUUUAUAUUACUUUUGAUAUUUUGGAAACGUGUAGAUUUUUUUUAAUCCGAGGUCAAAGUCAUUUCAGAUUUUACGGCUCGUAGAAAAACGUGUGCGGCUCACAGCUGGUAACUGAUCGUUGCAUAAUAAUUGUAGGAAUGGUAAUAGUUAGACAUCGUGGUUCGAAGUAUCUUAAGGUUUUUCUGGAAGUCCACUGACCUUUUUUUUACAAGGUUAAUAUAACAAUACCGCUCUCCUCUUCUCAAGGAACUUAGAUGUACUUUAACACCUGUUCUUGCCUUUUCAUGUUUAGUGAUAUUCUUAUAAUGUAAGAGAAUGCCUUCAUGCUUUCUACACACUAACUUAGUGGAUCAUGGACUCUUCCACCCAAAGUCGUAUGCCGUCUGCACUAAUAUUAAGAGCAUUCAUCUCAUUUCAGCUUCAGCCAAUGAUUUUUAGAUCAGCUUAAAGUAAACUUUUAGUUCCUGCUUCUCGUAGUUGAGGAGGAGACCGACUUCCUCUCCGACCACAACCAUUGACUGCUUAUUAUACUGGCAAUAUUUUAAAAUGUAUGUUGCAUUGCUGUAUGGCAGCAGGCUGUGUAAGAGUUUCUGCAUCGUCUUUUCGCUUCAGCAGCCGAACGUACAAACAAACAAACAAACUGCCACUCACACGACAGGAUGUGAAGGAUCGUACCUGUGUUUGUCCCUCCAUAAUGUGUAUCUGAAAAAUAACAUGUUGUUUAUGAGACCAAACAUGAUUAAUAACUUUGUAUUAUUUUUGCUCAACAUUUUGGCCAGUCUCACAUGUUAAGAUUACAUAAUUAUGUUUUGUUUUUGUUUUUUUCAGGGAAAUAUACAGCUCUGAAUGAUGUGGGUUUUUUUAAUCAUCCUUGAGUAUGAAAGGUCUCCCUGUGGGUGAGAAGGUUCGCUACAGGGCAGGACACCAUUUCUGUUUGUAUUUAAGUUGCGUUUCAUGGGUGGAAAAAGUGAACAAAAACUCAUUGAAUCACUUUCUUUUACCCUAAUUCUGUGGAUAUACAGGAAAUGUUUCUGGUCACUGCAUUAUUUAUUGUCUCCGUCUGUUAUGUGUACACAACUGGUUUUGAAAUAAAUAAUCUUGUCAUCAUGGU